CGGCUUGGAAUUAAUUCUGCCACACAAUGCCACUUCGUUAGUUCGUGACUUACCUGCUUGUCUUCGCCAUCCGGAUAUCCGGCGACCUGAGUAGGCUGAGAGCUGUCGACACGUCCGUAGCCGGCAUAGCCUAGUCGUGGCAGUUGGCAGGCGAACCGUCGCGUUUAGCGUUGGAGUGGUAAUCAUCCUGGUUGUAGCGGACGGAUGCUGUCAAUGUCGCCGAGCUGUCACUGAGGCUCACGCGUGCGCCAACUCCGAAUUUACUGACUGUUGUUUGAACCAACGCCAAUGAAGGACUUGGGAAACUGCCAAUUCAGUAAGGUGAAGAAUUGCUUGGCAAGGAGAGGAAUCGUCAUUGUGCGCUGCGCUGACCGGCAGAUUUCGAUAGCGUGUCUUGACGCGCGAGAUGGCUACGUUCGAAAUAAUUGACGGUGGAUGUACAAUUAUUUUUCUGGCCUAGCUAGAAUCCAAUCCGUUGACCUCCGCUCAGGCCAUUGCCGCUGCGCCAUCGGUUAGCAUUCUGACCAUGGCAUCGGCACAGCUAGUACAGCGGAGAAAGCGCAUCCUUAUAACAGGCAGCAACGGCAAUCUAGGUGAGAAGCUGGCAAGAAACCUUCUUGAACUACAGGAGUAUGAUCUGAUCCUCAUUGACCUGGAUAGCGAGAGCAAAGUGCCGCCAUGCGGACCAGUUCCACGUGUAGAGUACUACCAAGCUGAUCUCAGCAAAGUCAGUGCGUCGUGGACUGGCAAGCUUCGGCGUUCUGACGUUGUUUUCCAUUUCGCCGGCUGCAAGCUGAACGCAGACGUGAGCUGGGCAUCUGCUGCGCAAUCGCUGGACACGGCGUGUAACGUUCUACUGCACGCCGCCCAAGCCAACGUCAAGCGUGUGGUGCUGGCUAGCUCAUGGCACGUCUCUGGCUCGUGCAAAGACUUGGACUGCUCGCCUUCGCAUGCCAGAGAUGAGCGGCUGUUUUCACCGACAGACCCGGUGUCCCCUGGCACGCAGUGGUUUGCUGGCUGCCGGCUCAUCGACAGUACUUCCUACGCCGUGCCCAAGCUGGCGGAGGAGAGACUGGCAAAGUGCCUGGCUGAGUCCAAUCCAACUACAGUGUUCCUAGUGUUGCGCAUGGGAUGGUGCCAACCAGGAGAGAAUAUCCCUGGUACUCUGUCAGCAGUGGGCUGCGAAGCAGAUGAGCCUGAAACUGGUCUUUCACUAUCAGCACAUGGUUCUGGCAACCCACUGGAUGACUCGCAAUUUUUACGGGAGUGGUUCCGCAAUACUUGGCUGUCCAAUAGGGACUUCUGCACGCUGUGCUCAAAGUGCAUCAGUGGCCAGCUGCCUACAACGUCGAAAGGCUUCUACAUUGUCAAUGCAGUGUCUGCGAACGCCGGUAGUCACUGGGACUUGGAAGCCGGCAAGGACUUACUGGGAUACGAGCCGCAGGACGACGCUCAUAAGUGUGUUGAAGACGAUGGCUGGACGCUACUUGAUAGCUAGCUCAUUUUUUCCAAUGAUUAUAGUUGACCAUUGCACUACAUAUAAUUAUUCCAGCACAUACAAGUGAAACGCUUUUGCCUAACUGCUGGCAGUUGGAUAAUCUUAUUUGCACAAGAAGCGUGGGGUUUAUAUACCGGUGUGAUUUCCGGCUACAAAGACAGCGUUCUAGCUAUGCAGCAUCUACAUGGAAUAUCAUUCCCCUUGCUUCACACGCUGUCCCACUGCCACGAAGUUUAUUUAACCCUUUCAGCACGCAUCACGUAUAUGUACGUGAUGGUACAUGUAACUGGCCCACGGAUCACGUAUAUAUACGUGAUGCGUACAGUGAAAAUGAACGUACUCCCGAGACAUCCGUGGUCGACGGAUCUUAUCCCUACGUGGACCAGUGACGUGCUGGAUGAACGUCGACUGUUCUACGAUGGUACUGACGGGCGCACGUGUGCCGCUAUGCACGCGUACUAGUACAUAGAUGUCGCGUGCGAACAUGCAUUCCGCAGAAAAAAUUGUGAGUGAAUAGGACUACUUUUGGAAAAUCACGAAAAUCACUGGUUUUGGCUCUGCGGGUCAGUUACACACCCUGGCCGUGCUGAAAGGGUUAAUAAACUAUUACUCAUGCUGGUGACAGUGGCAUGCAAUGUUUCCACUUGAUGAAGAAAAUAUAACACUAUCAACGUCA
Messenger RNA from Sycon ciliatum, 2174 nucleotides. RefSeq lists its product as uncharacterized. The transcript is spliced from 8 exons. Lineage: Eukaryota; Metazoa; Porifera; Calcarea; Leucosolenida; Sycettidae. The record is from RefSeq and is a predicted model, not a curated record. Bases 527 to 1498 code for a protein of 323 amino acids.